CUUGACGUGGCUUUCACUGCGCAUGUGCAACACAACCUUACGUGGCACGAUAGCAGAUGAUAAAUAGUUGGGUUCAUUCAUUUUUCUAUUUUAUUGAUUAUGCUGGUAUCUUUUUGUAAAAUUUAAUUGAUCUUAAAUUUGGCAGUGAACGUGGAUAAUGAAUCCACAGUACAUAGCUCAAUCGCAAUUACCACCGCGUCAGUAUGGGGGACCGAUGCCCCCACCACCUCAACAAGGUGGGUUCACUGCAGCCCCUCUCAAUCAGAUGAGAGCACCCCAAGGACCUCCCGCUGCCUUUCCUCAGCCAGCCAGGCAGAAUGGAUUAUCUGCCGCAAACAGCAGACCGCUACCGUCCAUGGCGGGUGAUCAAGGCAUGCAAAUGUCCAGGCCUCCAACGGGACCUGCCGCUGCGCAUGCGCCGACUCAGCCAAUGGGAGACGCCCCUGGCCACCCGCAGCAACCCUCCUCUCAUCCUCCUCUCCCCACCGACCAGAUGGCUGGUCUCAACAUCAAUGGACAACCACCUCCACAGCAGGGAUUCCCAGGUAUGCCAUUGAAAGCUGGACAGCCCCCACCUUCCAACUUCAUUUCUAAUAGUAGUUUUCCGCCGGCCGUCAAUGGAGGAUCUCCCUCCGACAACAAAUCGUUUGAUUCUCAUCAACAACAGCAGUUGCCUCCGCCUCCAACACAACAACAGCAACAACAGAUGCCUCCUCCGCAUCAGCAGCAACAGUUGCCCUCCCAGCAGCAACAACAGUUGCCCCCUCAACAACAGCAACAGAUGCCUCCUCCUCCUACACAUCAACAACAGCAACAAAUGCCCCCUCCCCCUCAACAACAACAACAACAAAUGCCCCCUUCUCCACAUCAACAACAACAACAAAUGCCCCCUCCUCCACUUCAACAACAACAACAAAUGCCACCACAACAACAACAACAACUCUAUCAACAACAGCAGCAGCAAAAACAGUUCAUGCCGCCCCAGUACAACGGUAUGCCGCCUCCAGGGCAAGCCGCCCCCAGGGGCAGCGGCAUGCCCCCCCUUCCUCAGCCUGGCAACUUGCAGAGGUCUAUGCCACCGCCGGCGGCCGGCAAAUUUCAGCCUAUGGGAUUUCAGUCACCGUACAAUGCACAAGGCGGCCACUUACCUCAGCAGGCUCCACCUUCUAUGGGAGGAAUGCCGCCGCCUGGUAUGGGUCAGGGUGCGCCUGGUAUGCCACCUCCUCUCAACCAGGGCUACUACCAGGGCGAGCAGCCUCAGCCGGGCUACCCGGCGCAGCAACCAGGCUACCCAGCGCAGCAACCAGGCUACCCGGCGCAACAACCAGGCUACCCACCCGGCUACCCAUCGCCGCUCGGCCAGGCCAAUCAAGCCAAGCGACUUGAUCCUGACCAGAUGCCCAGUCCAAUUCAAGUCAUGCAAGAGGAUCGAAAAACCAAGUCCGGUAUAUUCACCACUAACUUGAAAGGACAACCUCCGCCGCUGGUCACCACUGAUUUCACAGUCAACGAUCAAGGCAAUGCUAGUCCUCGAUUCAUACGGUCAACCAUGUACAAUAUUCCUACAACAGUUGAUGUCAUGAAACAGACGUCGGUUCCGUUCGGCCUGGUGAUCAGCCCGUUUGCCAGACUGGCUAGCAACGAAUUGCCGCCUCCAAUAGUGAAUAUGGGCGAGAUCGGACCGGUGAGGUGUGUGCGCUGCAAGGCAUACAUGUCUCCAUUCAUGCAGUUCAUUGAUGGAGGCCGGAGAUUCCACUGUCUGCUGUGCAAAGGCACUACUGAAGUUCCUCCUGAAUAUUUUCAACAUUUGGAUCAUACUGGAGAGAGAGUUGACAAGUUCUCCAGUCCAGAACUGCUUCUUGGUGCCUAUGAAUAUGUUGCAACAAAAGAAUAUUGCAGGAUUGAUUCAUUUCAGGCGUGUCUGGCUCAACCACAGAUGAUGGUUGUUGGAGACGUGAACGACAUGUUUAUGCCUCUAUUGGACGGAUUCCUGGUCGACCCGAUUGAGUCUGAAAUGGUGAUCGAUCAGCUGAUGGAGCAGAUCCCUCGCAUGUUCGCCGAUACCAGAGAAACUGAAACAAUCCUCGCUCCUGCCAUCCAAGCUGGUCUUGAAGCUCUCAAGGCAGCGGAGUGCGCUGGAAAGCUUCUGAUGUUCCACUCUUCACUGCCCAUAGCAGAAGCUCCUGGCAAAUUGAAAAACAGAGAUGAUAGGAAAAUGCUGGGAACUGACAAGGAAAAGACUGUUUUAGCUCCGCAAAAUAAUGUAUACAACAACCUAGGCCAGGAUUGUGUUGGCGCGGCCUGCAGUGUAGAUCUGUUCAUUUUCAACAACUCCUACAUCGAUCUAGCGACAAUCGGCCAAAUUUGCAGGCUCACUGGUGGCGAAAUUUUCAAAUACACUUAUUUCCAGGCGGAUCUAGAUGGUGACCGGCUAAUAGAAGACAUAAAACACGAUGUGAGUCGACCGAUCGCUUUUGAUGCAGUGAUGAGGGUGAGGACGUCAACUGGCAUCAGACCCACAGACUUCUACGGUCACUUCUUCAUGUCCAAUACAACUGACAUGGAGCUCGCUUCUAUUGAUUGCGAUAAGGCGGUUGCUCUUGAAAUCAAGCAUGACGACAAGUUAACCGAGGAGGAAGGGGUUUUCAUUCAGACGGCUCUGUUGUACACCUCCUGUAGCGGACAGAGACGCGUCCGUAUUCUCAAUCUAUCUCUCUCUACUUGCGUGCAAAUGGUUGACCUCUACAGAGCAUGUGAACUGGACACUGUUAUCAACUUCUUCGCUAAGCAAAUUGCUGCUUCUAGAGGAAGAAAUGAACAGUUAAAAAGUCGACUUCGGGAGAUGGAGGUGCAGCGGAAUGCCGCCCUGAAUCGGUCCAUUGAGCUGGAUCUCCAACGGUUGCAGCGUAUUGAUGCUGCAAGUGCCAAGGAUGCAGAGACUGAUGCUGAUACCCACACCGCCAAAGCCCAGGACGGCACAAUGACAAAACGGUUGUCUUCAUUUAUCAGUAAGGAAUGGCUAAGUGAUGACGAUAUAAGUGUUUAUACUGAGUCAUUGUUCUCUAGCUAUAAUGACCUAGUUGUGGUGGACCCGGUUGUGGUUGCACUCCUAAUUAACGAUGGUGACUAUGCUCACUCUUUUUUCAAUUCAGGUCUGUACGUCAACAAGAAUGUUGCUUUCAUACUUAAUGACAAUUAUUGUUCUGUUGAUUCAAAUUCGAGGUGGAACGGCACACAUUGGAGCCUGGUUAUUUAUGAUUACGUUGACAAAUCCUUCUAUAAUUUUGACUCGCUAUCGAAUUUUAAUAAGCGAACACUGGAUGCUCUAGUGGAAAGACUGAAUCCCAUUUUUGAUACAAAAAAGCUGACCAUUGUGAGACAGAGAGAUAAGCUGGAGAUAGUAGUGAAGCAUUUCCUGAUGGAGGACAGAGGUACCGAUGGCUCUUCGUCUUAUGUUGACUUUCUCUGUCACAUGCACAAAGAAAUCAGAUCGCUGCUCAGUUAACAAUAAACUCAUCCUUAAUUUCACCACAUGAACUGAGCCCUGGCAGAAUAAUCUGCCUCCAAGAAACUGAGUUGGAUGUAUUUGUAAUUUAUAUUCAUUGAUUUUUAUUAUAGCUUAAUUACUUUAGAUUGGCUGAUAGGGUUCUAUACUGAAAUUGAAACGCCUAUGUUGUUGUAAUACCAUUUCUACAAGAUGAGGAGUUUUCCAAUUAACAUCAAUUACUUGAAAUAGAAUAUCCAUUCAUGGAACAAAUAGAUUGAAUUAGCUCUUUGUAGACUCUUCAAAAACUCAAAUCGUUAUUUCGGUUGUUCUGUAGUACUAUUAACUAUCCAUUAACUAUGAUAUAAAAAUGAAGAUUACAAAGUUCUUUAUAAAAUCUGUUAUGUGGUAAGAUUGAGUUGAUUACAAACGAAUUAGAUGUUAUACACCUAGUUUUGUAAUCAAAUUCUGUUCAAGUGAGUAGAUUUAUUGGACUUUUAGCCCAUAUUUAAUUCAAAUAUUAUAAAUAAUUGCUUUUUGAGUUUCAUUUUGUCUGGUGCAUCAGUUUUGUGUGUAUACUCGAUAUUUUAAAAAGCUUGUUCUUUAGUUCGGGGUUACGAAUUUAGUAUGAUUCCUGUAUAGAUGGAUAGUGAAAUUUAAAGUUCUCACUGCAAUAAUGUUUCUGUAACAAAAGGCAUUCAAAAUUGAUCAAUUUAAAAUGAAACAAAUAAAUCAAUGACUAAACAUUAUAUUCAAGCAGUUUUCAAUGACGAAAUAUUUAACUAGUAGUUUUUAUACUUCUGGAAUUGAACUUUGAAUAGGUUGAUGCAUUUUAAAAAAGUCGAGUGUUGUGUAUAAUUUUAAGGGAACAAUAUCUAUUUGAGUUAUUAUAAUGUGGUGCUUGGUAAAAACUGGUUUUACUGAGGUAUUUGUGUUUUACUAAAUACAACAUGAUUUCCAAGUAAAAACUCUAAAUUAUGAAUUUGUUGUAU
This is a messenger RNA of Nilaparvata lugens (brown planthopper), 4476 nucleotides long. Its product is annotated as protein transport protein Sec24C. The transcript has 15 exons. Gene Ontology annotation, biological process: COPII-coated vesicle cargo loading; endoplasmic reticulum to Golgi vesicle-mediated transport; intracellular protein transport. Gene Ontology annotation, molecular function: SNARE binding; zinc ion binding. The record is from RefSeq and is a predicted model, not a curated record. NCBI's taxonomy places the organism in Eukaryota, Metazoa, Arthropoda, Insecta, Hemiptera, Delphacidae. Bases 158 to 3505 code for a protein of 1115 amino acids. Gene Ontology annotation, cellular component: COPII vesicle coat; endoplasmic reticulum exit site.